GCUGACGUGUGUAGAGUUCAACACUCAUGUGGACAUGACAUCACAGGGGCAGAAACAGAAACCCACUCACUGGCUUCCUUGUCAGUCUGCUCCCCCUUCGCUCUCUCACACACAGGCACACAGUUACAGGACACACAGAACACUGUCUCGUGCACUCCUACGGUUUACAUAGUACCUUGUCUGUUUCGCUAGCUCUACUACAGAGUCAUUGUGGACAGAUUACCUUGGACAAAGCACCAGGGACCCAGAGCCUUAGACCUCUCCUUUCCUCUAGUCUCCUUAGUAGGACCAGGCUGAAAAUGGGCAAGGCACUCUGUAUCAUGGUUCCCGUGAAAGGAAUGUUUGACUGUGGCCAGUGCUAUCAGAUAGAUAUGGGGGAAUUGGUGGGCAUCAUCGCCUGUGACAUCAUCCUGACCCUCCUCAUCGCUCUCGCAGUGUUCUGUUUUGCUUCAUUGCGGAAGAAGAGGAGUCAACAGGAAUCCAGACUGGAGGGUAAAGGGAAAACACUCACAGCAUCAAAAAGGAAGACAGUAGAAAUCACAGAGUCUCCCUACCUGGAGCUGCAUGGAAUUCAGUCAGACGUGUACAGUGAUCUCCAACAGUUUCGGAAAUGAGACUACUUUUUUGAAUGGACUGCAUGUAUCUUGCUGCCUGGUGCUUAAAUCUGACAAGGACUGAAAUUUGCACAUCUGGGAUUUAUAUUUAUACUCAUCUCCUCACUGUUAUCUUUCAACUUUUGUGUGUCUGUCUAAUUGUACAGUUAAUAGAAUAGCAUAAGACACAUUCAAGAGAUAUUGUAUAUAUUUGACAUAAAUAGACCUGUUUACGUUUGUUUAAUAGGAUACCUUUUAUAGUGUUUUUAAAAAAAUCAUUUACAUGCAAUUACAUUGCAUUAUACAUCUGUAAUUUCUGUUGAUUAAUGGGGUUAUUUUAUUCUAUAUUUCAUAAGCUCAUCAUUUGUAUAUUACCAGAAACAGUUCAUGGAAGCACCAUUAAUAUUGCCCACAGGAUGUUGGUGGCACCUUAAUUGGGGAGGACUGGCUCAUGGUAAAGGUUGAAGCCGGAUAGGUGGAAUAGUAUCAAACACAUGGUUUCUAUGGGUUUGAUGACAUUCCAUUUGCUCCUUUCCAGACAAUUUUAUGAGCCGUCCUCCCCUCAGCAGCCUCCACUGAUAUUGCCUAUUAUUAAUAUUAGUCAUAUGGUCUGAAAAACUAUUAGUCAACUGGGAUGAAAAACUUCCAGAAGAUAUUUUAAGUUGAGUUUCUGUCUGCUCCUUGUUAGUCAUAAGAUGGAGUCCCUUACUCACUAUAAACACCAUGGUUGUGGUCAAUUCAUAAUAAUGUUAAGAUAAAAAAAGACUCUACAUCCUCUUUGAAAAUAAUAAGAAAUGAAUAUGAAUGGGACUAUUAAUAAUUGCCUAUGCCUGGAAUGUGUUCGCCCGGGCCGAUGUGGGGACUUUAGGUGUUAAAUAAAUAAAAUCAAACGAUUUUGGAGCCCAGUGCUGUUUAUUGUAUUGGUGAGGUUGCUACAUAUCAAAUAGAUUGUUCAUUGCUUUUAUUCACAACUAA
Messenger RNA from Salmo salar (Atlantic salmon), 1568 nucleotides. Its product is annotated as TYRO protein tyrosine kinase-binding protein-like. Gene Ontology annotation, molecular function: signaling receptor binding. Gene Ontology annotation, cellular component: cell surface. Gene Ontology annotation, biological process: positive regulation of microglial cell mediated cytotoxicity; neutrophil activation involved in immune response; negative regulation of B cell proliferation. Lineage: Eukaryota; Metazoa; Chordata; Actinopteri; Salmoniformes; Salmonidae. The record is from RefSeq and is a predicted model, not a curated record.